CAAGUACGUGCGUUAUUGAAAUCUUUAUUUACAUUAGAGAUAUUCAGUCCUGUAAAGUAGACAAUUUCGAUCCCUCAAAAACGAUGAAAUACCAAGACAUGGUUAUAAAGAGGAAUAAUAUUGAAUUUGAGAAGUUAGCGCAAUGGAAAAGAUAUUCAAACUACUUAAACAACUCAACUGUGAGAACCGAGAAGGAAAAACGGUGGUCAUCGAACAAGUACUUAAUAAAUAGUUCACAGGAUUUUGUUGGAAAGAACAAUGAGGAUUCACAGGAAAGUUUGCAAGCUAGAAGAAACAAGCUACUUCAACUUCUGGAAAAUGAUGCAGAAAAUGAAAAAAAUCUAUUGAAAGCAUAUGGUGAAUAUUCCAAAUCCAAGUCGGCCAUGUUAAUUCGGUCCACUGCACUAAAGAAAGAACGCGAUUCAGAAAAGGAAAAGGUCAUCUUCAUUUUAGAAAUAUAAUAUUAUCUAGAUGGCUGAAACCUUGUUGAUGGAACAUUUCAAAAAAAACAAUUCGGAUGUGAGGGACAUGUUGAGAGCGGCCGGCCAAAAUGAAAUUGCAGAUCACUGGAAUGACCAAAUAAAUGAGCGCAACAAAUUAAAACAUUCAGAAAACAUUGGUCAGAUUGUAAGUGACGAAAUGCAGUCAGAUAUUAAAAUGUAUGAGGACAAACAUAAUGUAGAAAUAGAAUUGAAACGUCUGCAAGAUAAAGAAAAACAUUUGGAAUAUCUUCAAAAACAAUUAUGUGAAUUAAACAAUCGAGAAACUGAGGCAAAACGUCUAGUUGAAAAAGAGAAAGAUUUAAUUAAACAAUUAGCUAAAAUUGAUCAACUUGAACAUGAACGACGUAUAAUUGAAGAAAAAUGUCAACGUGAGCUAUAUGGACGUGCUUUAUUACAUCAACAUCAAACAGCAUUACGUAGACGUUCAUUAUCUGUACAAAAUGAACUAAAAGCUGAUUUAGAUUGGUUAAAUCAAUUAACAGAACAAGAAAAUUUCGAUUAUGAAGCUGAUAUUGAAAGAAGACAAAAAGAAAAAGAAAAUAUUUUAGCAAUACAAAAAUUAGUUGAAUAUGAACUACAAAAAGAACAAAUUAGAGAAUUAGAAUUGAAUGAACUAGAAGUCUAUGAAGCAUCAAAAUUAUGGGCUAAACGUGAAGAAGAAUGGAGAAAUGAAACAGCCAUUAGACAAAAGCUUUUACAUGAGGUAAUCGAAGAUCGUCGUAAACAAAUCUCAGAUCAAUUAACUGCAAUUCAACAAUUUCAACAUGAUGAAUUAAUUUCAAGAGAGGAAUUAUUAGAAAAAAUUGAAAAUAUUAAUCUCUAUGAUAAACUUGAAGAAGCAACACGUCAUGAUCAAGUGAAUGAACAAUGCUGUCAACUCAAUAAUCAAUUGGCUGAUAAAAUUAAAUCUAAUCAAUUCAUUGAAAAUGAAUUAAAAGCUGAUUUAGAAGCACAACAGAAAGCUGAAUUAGCUUAUGAAGUAAUGUUAAGAAAAGAAGCGGAAAAUUUACAUUUAAAAGAGAAACAAUUAAGAAAUCUUACAUUUUAUAAGUCAAGUAAUGGAUAUUCAACAACAACAACAAAAAAGUAAAUAAAGUGAUAGAAUGUUAUAACUUGUACCCUAUGUGUCCUAUGAAUGUAUAACAUAAUGAUACCGCCAAUUAGAGCGCAGUGAAUUAUCGACCGGACCAAUGACACAUAAAACCCAUACGAGUCCUUAUGGGUCCUUCUUCCUGCCUAGUCCUGCCUGGUUGUUGAGUCCCGAACACUAAUCUCAGCCUCCACAAUAUGAAUCAUUUAUUUCAUACGUACUGGGUUUAUAUACCAACCAAACAGACCAUAUCCUACCAAUAAAAUAGGAAACAAAAUUUGUACAAGAUUUAGCCGAAAGUAGCUGUGAAUAUGGGAGAUAGUAAUUGACAGACUGGGGCAUAACUCAAGAAUGGUUAAUCGUAUAAUAACAGUUCAUAGAUUAAAAUAAAGCUUAUGAUAAUAGGAACACGAAUAUACAUAGUUUAGUUACUUAACAAUCAUAUAAAUAUAUAUACUAUUCCACAAUAAGACGAAACGGCCGUCCAGUUCUUCAAGGUUUUCAAUGAUGGUCUAGCUCCAAUCGGCUCAUGAUCUCAACUAUUGAAAAGACGAAAUAUAUUCAGUUAUAUUAAUGUAUUAUAUAACUACACACAGAGUAAUGUUUAAUAUGGUAAUCAUGAAACACCUGAACUAAUCAAAAUGUAACUAAGAUCGUUAAGAUUUAAACGAAAUAUCAAAUGAUAACUAUUGGAAGCAAUUUAUCGAAAUUCAUACCGCUGUUAUUACAUCUAAAGAAGCUAAUAGUGAUAAACUAGCCACUAAUUAUCUCGUUGUAUUCGGGUACCAUUUCUAUCUUUUUGUUACUGACAUCAAGUUCAAUAUUCAGUAAUAGUUUAGCAUAUAACAGAUCAUUAGUUAUCAAAGUUGAUACUGCUGAACAUCCGUUUAGACGAUUGGAUUUCGACUUUUAUUACUAACAGUACCUUAAAAGCAUGAAUUCCACAUCAACAUUUUCUGAAAAUACUUGGAGUAGAAUUGGCGGUUAUUUCUUUUAUCAUUUAUUCGCAAAUACAAUGUUUCAACACCACUAAAUAUUGUGGUGGAGUUUAGCUCAGUUUCCUUAAUUUCUUAUAAUUACUUAGAUAUAUCGCUGUUAAAAUAAUCAAACUGUAGAAUGUCUAAAUCACUUCUUGUCAAGGUUGAGAAUUGAUACCGUAACCGCCUAUUGAUAUGUGAAAAACAAGUAAAAUAAUAUGAAAAUUGCAUAAAGUUCAAUAUCAAUAAAAUUCCUAGUCACUAAACCACUAAUUUUAGUAUUUAUGUUCGAGUCUUUUAUUGACAUAUGAUCUGAUUCCAAUUAGAUCAUAUGUUGAUCGUUAUUGAAUGAUUGUUAUUGAAAUAUAUAUAUGUCGCCUAUCCUCGUAUAUAAUUAUCGAUUUAAACCGCAUUAGUGAAUAACGGGAUUAAAUAAGUCAAAUAAAUGAAAGGAUUUUUGAAUAUGUAUAUUUUGUACACUCAUUGAUCUGUACAGACAAUCAGCGGGACGAAGAGAAAUGACAAGCAGUGGAGAUGGCGGGCGAGUCAAUUCCAUUUCAUUAAGCGGUAAUCAAUAUUUAUAGUCACAAAAAUAAACUAUAUACAUGUGGGGUAAGUAGGAUAAGAUAUAUAUACAUAUAUAUACAUAUAUGCUCAUAUAAAAACAGUCAAAGUUGAUAAGCGAAUAGUUAACAUGAUAAAAACGUGACUCCAGAAGCUAAAAUAAGGUAUAUGGGCUUAACAUAGUAACCGACACUUUAGUCCAUAUACAUAGUAAAUAUUAUGUAUAAAUUGUAUUUCAACUCCAAUUGAAAACUUCUUCUUGUAUUGUUUAACUUAUGAAAUGUAAAGUUUAUUUCGUA
Molecule: messenger RNA, 3433 nt
Organism: Schistosoma curassoni
Lineage: Eukaryota; Metazoa; Platyhelminthes; Trematoda; Strigeidida; Schistosomatidae
Source: the annotation of a GenBank genome assembly